GUGAACUGCGUGAACGGUAUCGCCAGUUUUGUGACACUGAGACUAGGGCCCACCUGUCGGCCUCUCAGAUCUCAGCAUCCGGCACCCUUUUCCCCCUCCUCCUAGUUCCGGCCGAGCUCGCCGUCGCGCCGCCGACGCGCCGCCGUUGCCGUUGUGGGGAGGCUUCCGCGGCGGAGCUCCGCGUUAUUAGCUGAGGAAAUCGUUCCAGCGGCCGUGGGUGCUAUGGAUUCGGAUUCUACGAAGCCCGAGGAGCUCGCCGCCUACCAUAGCAGCGAGGCCAAGCAGGCAAGGCUGCAGUCCAUGCUCUCCGCCCUCCUCGACGACCCCAUACUCGCCGAUGUCCCCAGGAAGCCCUCCCUCGCCGACGUCGACACGCUGAUAAACCUCGAGCUCGGCAGCGCCAUGAGGGUGACCGUCGUCAAGUUGGACAGUACCUCCUUCGAUGUCGCGGUGUUGAACUCUGCCACGGUCAAGGAUUUGAAGCUGGCUAUCAAGAAGAAAAUAAAUGAGAUAGAACAAGAACAGAUGGGCCAUCGUCAUAUCUCAUGGAAACAUGUCUGGGAUAACUACUGCUUGGCACAUCAUAACGAGAAGUUGAUAGAUGACGGUUCUGCACUCACAUCUUAUGGCGUUCGUAAUAACUCCAAGGUCUGUUUCUCGCCACACAUCAUGUCCAGAGUGUAUCGAAAGCACUCUAGAAGAAGGAAACACCGCUUCUUCCAUGGCCUUAGCAGGAAAUUGUGAUCCCACCUCAUGGUUUUAAAGCUACAGGAACCCGUAAAACCGGUGUCAAGGCAUGAUCGGUAUCAUCAUGUUCUCACUGGAAGCAGCGUGGUCACUUCAGAUAUGAAGAGUGCUCCAAGCUUUAACUAUGUGGACAAACAGGAAGCGUAUUUUGUGGAAGCUACGUCUUGUGCGCAUGUCAUACAUGUUUUCUUAUUUCAGAACCGCUGCAGUCGUGUAAGUAAGGGGGAAUUGUAGCAAUAUCUCACUGUUUCAAUUGAACCGUGUGGUUUUGUAAGUCAUAUGUCUGACUUAGGUUCAGACAUUUCAGUUUUCAUUACCAAGUAA
Messenger RNA from Phragmites australis (common reed), 1071 nucleotides. Its product is annotated as U11/U12 small nuclear ribonucleoprotein 25 kDa protein. Gene Ontology annotation, biological process: mRNA splicing, via spliceosome. NCBI's taxonomy places the organism in Eukaryota, Viridiplantae, Streptophyta, Magnoliopsida, Poales, Poaceae. The transcript has 4 exons. The record is from RefSeq and is a predicted model, not a curated record. The coding region runs from base 223 to 744 and encodes 173 amino acids. Gene Ontology annotation, cellular component: U12-type spliceosomal complex.